CCGAUUUAAUUAUAAUUUAACCUUUAAAAGCGAUAAUUUCAGGAUUAUACGGUCCUAUUUAAUUUCAAUGAUUUCAUGAUGUAUUGUGAACGUUAAUAUGAAUAGUAUUCACGAAAUCACUCCAACACUAUACCUUUGCGGAGUAGCAGCUCUUCAGAACAAGGAAUCAGUUCUUAAUAAACGAAUCGGGCUUAUCGUUAACGCUACGAUUGAUUUGGGUAACCAAUCUUGGAAUGGAAAAAUUGACAUUGUUAGAGUUCCAGUAAAUGAUGUGCCUACCGCUCAACUGUCACCCUACUUUGAUAAAGUUGCAGAUCUAUUGCACAAGAACUGUCAAAAUGGUACCCGAUGCCUGGUUCAUUGUGUAGCUGGUGUGUCAAGGUCUGCUACUUUAUGCAUUGUUUACUUAAUGAAGUACCACAGAAUGUCCUUAAGAGAUGCUCACACACAUGUCAAGAGUCGCAGGCCUUUCAUUCGACCAAAUGCUGGCUUUUGGAAACAAUUGGUUGAAUACGAGAAAAAAAUUUAUGGCCGCAACUCGGUCAAAAUGGUUCAGUCUUCCAUUGGCCUUAUACCUGAUGUCUAUGUGGCAGAAACAAGAAAUAUGGUUCCAUUUUUUGGGAGAAGUCGACGCUAAGCAUCUUUAAAAUUUUUAAUCAAGUUACAUUGCUUUUUAAGUUGUGAGCUUUUACUUUAUACUGUGGGCUGUAGUUCUUCACUUUACAGUGUUUUUUUUAAAUAUCACUAUUUUACAUUUAUAUGCUUUCUUAGCUUUUGAUCUGCACAAACAAUAUAGAUACAGUUUUUGUAAUAUACUGCGCUUUAUUCUUAAUAAAUUGGUCAGAAACAA
Ciona intestinalis (vase tunicate) is the source of this 850-nucleotide messenger RNA. Its product is annotated as dual specificity protein phosphatase 14-like. The record is from RefSeq and is a predicted model, not a curated record. Gene Ontology annotation, biological process: peptidyl-tyrosine dephosphorylation. Lineage: Eukaryota; Metazoa; Chordata; Ascidiacea; Phlebobranchia; Cionidae. Gene Ontology annotation, molecular function: MAP kinase tyrosine/serine/threonine phosphatase activity; protein tyrosine phosphatase activity. Gene Ontology annotation, cellular component: cytoplasm.